AUGCACGGACACGCCCGCCCCCUCCACCUGCGCCUCAGCCUCGGCGACGAAUCCGUGUCCGGACCACAGGACGCGGUGAGCGUUGGAGAGGAGCAUCUCCUGUAUUAUACCUGCAUCUUCGGCCAGGCCACGCGGAGGCGUUUUGGGGCAGGCGGCUGCUUCGUGCACUCGGUGAGCAUAGCGCUCGCGCCGAACCUUUCACGCCGGUCAACGCACUUACUGGGCCUAUCUGGGGUCGGCGCGAAGGCGGACCAGGCGCUGGAGUGGGGGAUCCCCCUCGUUGACGUCGCGCGGCUGGCCCGGUCAUUCAAUGCGCGGACGGGCGAGAUCCCGCUCGCACCACCGUUGUGCAUGCCUGAUGUGGACGAGCUCAAUCCCGCCGGCGGAACCGGUUGUGCCGCAACAUAUGCAACCCCCGGUAUGAAGGGCAAGGAGAAGGCGAUGGAGGCGAUGAUGGUAGACAUCACGAACGCGGAAACUUAA
Epithele typhae is the source of this 483-nucleotide messenger RNA. RefSeq lists its product as uncharacterized. The coding region runs from base 1 to 483 and encodes 160 amino acids. Lineage: Eukaryota; Fungi; Basidiomycota; Agaricomycetes; Polyporales; Epitheliaceae. The record is from RefSeq and is a predicted model, not a curated record. The transcript has 2 exons.